AUGAAGUCCGUUUCAUACGUGAUAGAUCCUGACGGGGACAUUGAACUCGUGCUCAACGAGCCGAAUACCCAGCGUAUCCUCCCAGAAAGAGUCCUGUGUGUAGAUGCAUAUGUCGCCAGCGACUCACCCACCACCGACUACACCGAUUUCACCUGCUUAAACAACUCAGCACUCCAAGGACGAUACACGGUCUUUGACAACUUCGAUUCUCCUUUUCUUGAUGACUACGGUGACUUGGACUUCGUAGAAGAGGCUCCAGACAUUGUGCGCAUGAGAGUGUCUUCAAAGCAUCUUACGCUUGCCUCGAAGGUUUUCAGAGCCAUGCUUCGAGGCUCAUGGGCCGAGGCCUCCUCGUCAUCUUCUUCUCAAGAUAGGCCUCGCCAACUUGCGACCUCUGACUGGGACGCCAAGGCCCUCGCAAUCGUUCUUGAUGCGAUACACGGGCGUUUUCGUCUGAUCCCGAAGGACAUCAACCUCGUUCUUCUGGCUCGUAUCGCCACCAUCGUCGACUACUAUCAAUGCUACGAAAGCAUGGAGCUCAUCAGCAACUUGUGGCUCUCUCAGCAGUCUGUUACGCAGCAAAACAUCGAUUUGUACACCGAAAACUCAUUGCUGCUGCUAUACGUCGCGUGGGUCUUUGAGAGUGAUGUUCUUUUCACUGCCGUGGCCCGCCGGGUUUUGAGGUACGGUCAAGGACCUUCGGAAUUCGAUUUGAAGGACCUUCCUGUUGGUGGCGUCCUCGACAUCCUGAAUGACAAAAGAACGGAGCUUAUCGGACGGAUCUUGGACGGUCUCGAUAUCCUCCAAGAAACCCUCCGCACAGAGAAUGAAUGUCCAGGUUUGGGCUUGUCUGACUGCUCAUCCACAUUGCUUGGAAUGUUGAUGCGAGAAACCUUCAGAUGGGAGGAACAAUAUGAGCCCCUCGAGCCUCCUUACGACGGAUACAACAUCGUCACAAUGCGAGCCUUGGUCGAUGGGUUCCCCCGACCCAAGCCAUUGCAGCCGAAAUACGAUAACUCCGGGAGCAGUAGCUCUGGAGAACUCGACGUGUUUCAUCGACGGUGCAUGUGCACCAUCCAGGGGCGGAUGCAGAAAUUGAUGAAGGGGGUAAACAAUGACAUCAAGGCUUUCCGCCCUUCACGCAUUCAGGGCUGGGGAUUGCGUCAGAAGGAGGGUGACUAG
Messenger RNA from Fusarium subglutinans, 1182 nucleotides. RefSeq lists its product as uncharacterized. Lineage: Eukaryota; Fungi; Ascomycota; Sordariomycetes; Hypocreales; Nectriaceae. The transcript is spliced from 2 exons. Bases 1 to 1182 code for a protein of 393 amino acids. The record is from RefSeq and is a predicted model, not a curated record.